AUGAUAAGAGUAGGGAUCCUUUCUAGAACCAGGUUGGUCAACGCCAACAGCAUCAUAAAGCCCUCCACUUUCGUACGAUCCUUCAGAACAUCUUUGCUUCUCCACAGAGAGCAACCCAAGAAUGAACUCAAGCAUACUUUGGAACCAAAUGCAAAGAAAACAUUUCAGAAGCAAAGAGAUACGUACCAGAGGCAAAAGGAGUCAACUAAGCAGCUAAUUGCCAAGACCCAAGCAUACCAGAAGGAAUUGCAGUCCACCACGAAGAAGAACAUUGAAACCAUCAUCCCGAAGCACGAAAACAUUUACACAAUUCCUAAUAUCUUAACGUUCACAAGAAUAGCCACCACUCCGGUAAUCGGGUACUUACUUUGUCACAAUCAGACCGCCUGGGCCAUGUCAUUUUUUAUAUAUUCAUGCUGUACUGACUUUGUUGAUGGAUACAUUGCGAGAAAGUACAAUAUGGGUUCAGUAUUGGGAUCCAUCAUUGACCCAAUGGCCGAUAAGUUUCUAAUGACCGUAUGCACCUUGUCACUCUGCUAUAACCUGACUAUGCCCUUGUACUUAGCUACUUUGAUUAUCGGAAGAGAUGUCAUGUUGGGAUUCAUGGCAUUGUACUACAGAUUUGUCUCAUUGCCACAACCUAGAACCUUUUUGAGAUUCUGGGACUUUCUGAUCCCAAGUGCCAGUGUUCAUCCUACGACCUUGUCCAAGUGGAAUACAGGCUUCCAGAUGGUAUAUAUUGGAAGUUUGAUGCUAAGACCAGGUAUCGAGAUGAUGCUUGUCGAUAGUGAAUGGAUCCUGGCCCUUGACUACUUCUUGACGGGAUUUGGAUACUUGGUUGCUUCGACCACCUUCAUUAGUGGCGCAACUUAUCUUUUCUCUAAGGAUGCAGUCAAGAUAAUUGGAAAGAAGUAA
Molecule: messenger RNA, 915 nt
Organism: Dujonia railenensis
Lineage: Eukaryota; Fungi; Ascomycota; Pichiomycetes; Serinales; Debaryomycetaceae
Source: the annotation of a GenBank genome assembly